Molecule: messenger RNA, 2522 nt
Organism: Drosophila biarmipes
Lineage: Eukaryota; Metazoa; Arthropoda; Insecta; Diptera; Drosophilidae
Gene: Acox57D-p
Product: probable peroxisomal acyl-coenzyme A oxidase 1
Exons: 8
Coding region: 317-2365 (682 amino acids)
Biological process (GO): fatty acid beta-oxidation using acyl-CoA oxidase; lipid homeostasis
Cellular component (GO): peroxisome
Molecular function (GO): fatty acid binding; FAD binding; acyl-CoA oxidase activity
Source: RefSeq, a predicted model, not a curated record
UAAAAACAAACACAGUUUAUAAAUGUUAGCCCCUUAUCGCGGUGAUGCGGCACUUAAAACCAAACACUCGAUUAAUUUUUCCCCUAGGACCGAGCGGACGAUUACUUGUAUAAAGGUUGCACCGCGCAAAACGCACUCGAAGAACUCUCGAAGGCACUCAAACUGAACCUGAGGCACUCGGAUCGCAUCGAAAGAGCGAAGUUUAAAAGUUUAAUGACCGUUUUCACUUUUAUUCACUGAGAACGGCGGUUCGGAGCUCAGUAAGCCACCGAUAGUCUCAGCGCACAGUUCGCGGAGCUCUCCAAAUCUCGUAGCCAUGGCCAGUUCGACGUCCGUAAUCCCGAACUCCGUAAUCCCCACAACCGUAAAUCCCGAUAUUCAGAAGGAACGCGAUGCAGCGACGUUCAACAGCGAAGAAUUCGCCGCCUGGUGGUCCGGAGGCGAGGAGAUUCUAAAGUUCAACAGGGGCGUUCGUGACUAUAUGCAAAAGGAUGUGGAUGUUCUAGAGAUGCUGCAGCUGCAGAACAAAUCGCACGAGGAGAUCAUCGAGUUCUCCACGCGGGGAGCCAUUGAGGCGGCCAAGAAGCUGCGCCGCCUGCAGGAGGAGCGUAAUCCUGGCGGAGACGACUACUGGCCGAAACUAUACGACCAUCAAGUUAUGUGGGGUCUUGUUCCCGGAGGCAAUCCCUUCGGCGUUAUGUACGUGAUGCUGGUGAAAGCUCUAGAGGCUCAGUGCACUCCGGAACAGUACGAGGAUUUCGGCAAGCGGCUGGAACGCUUCGAGAUCUGCGGCACCUAUGCCCAAACGGAACUGGGCCAUGGAACCUAUCUGCGCGGCCUCGAAACCCGGGCUGAUUUCGACCCCAAAACAGAUGAAUUUGUGCUUAACACCCCCAAGAUCUCCUCCUACAAGUUUUGGCCGGGAGGCUUGGGUCAUAGUUCUAGCUACUGCCUGGUGAUGGCCCAGCUGUAUAUCGACAACAAGUCCAAGGGUCCGCACAUGUUCUUCAUCCAGGUGCGCGAUGAGGAAACCCACGAGCCCCUGCCUGGCGUCCACAUCGGUGACAUUGGCAAGAAGAUGGGCUUCAUUGGGGUGAACAAUGGCUUCCUGGGCCUGAAGAACGUGAGGAUACCUCGCACCCGCAUGCUGAUGCGACAUGCCAAGGUCAACGCCGACGGAUCCUACGUUAGCAGUCCUACCAACGUACUCACCUACUUUGCCAUGGUGCGCACGCGCUGCGUGAUCGUUAAGAAUAAUGCCUUGAUGUUGGCGGCAGCUUCCACCAUUGCCACCAGGUACUCGGCUGUGCGACGCCAGAGCCCCAUCAAUCCGGAGGAACCCGAGCCCCAGAUCAUCGAUCACGUUACGCAGCAAAUGAAGCUCUUCCCAGAGAUAGCCACCAGCUUGGCCUACCGGCUGGCCAGCGAUUACCUUUGGAACCUGUACGAUGUGACCCUUGAGGACAUAGAAAACGGGCAGUACGAGCGCCUGCCGGAGCUGCAUUCCCUGUCGUGCGCCUUGAAAGUCACCUGCUCUACGGACUCCACCGCAGGCGUGGAGCGAUUGCGGCUGGCCUGUGGCGGUCACGGAUACCUCACCUCAUCCAAUAUGAGCAACAUUUACGUCAAUGCCACCGCAGCCUGCACAUAUGAGGGAGAGAACACAGUACUGCUCCUGCAGAUCGGUCGCUUCUUGAUGAAAACUUGGCGAGCGGCGCUGAGUGGAGCUCCGUUGCCGCCCACAGUUCGCUACCUGGCUGAGGCUCAAAAGAAUCCGGAGUUCGGUCGCUGGACCGGUAGUUGGGAGAACAUGGUGAAGGCCAUGCAGUACGCAGCAGCCAAUAAGACCCGCUUGGCUUUCAAGAGCCUGACCAACCGUCUCUCUAGGGGCGAGACCGAGGGGAAUGCGGCGAAUCACACGGGCAUUGAGCUCACCCAGGCGGCAGAGCUUCAUGGACGUGCCUUCGUUUUUGGUAGUUUUACGGAGGGAGUGACAGGUCCCAGUUCUAAGACUCGCUCAGCUGCAUUUAACCAAGUCCUGGAAAACCUUUUGGAACUCUACCUGGUCAAGGAGACUCUUAAUCAAAUGAGCCACCUGCUUCGGUUUAUUGAGUUGACCGAUACGGAUUUAUCCCGGCUACAGGAUCGUUUGGAAACUGCUCUCACCAAACUGCGACCCAAUGCUGUGGCCAUUGUGGAUGGUUUUGACUUCAGUGAUCUUCAACUGAACUCCACUCUGGGCUCGUAUGAUGGCAAUGCUCAUGAACGCAUCUUCGAUGCGGCCCUUAAAAACCCAGUGAAUCAGAGAUCAGUACCAAAGUACUUCCAUGAGCUCCUGAAGCCCUUCAUGAAGUCCAAUAUCUAGUCCCUACCACAGGGUUUUAUUAAAUUUGUAACCCAUUAUUUAGUGCCAAGCUCUAUUUGAUGUAUAUACCCAUUAUGUAUUGGUGAUUUGUGUGAUCAUAACCAGUUUUGUUAUUAUUUUUGUAAAUACCUCUCUUAAAUAUUAUGUUGUCAACAAA